CGCGUUAGUUUCAGGAACUGGAGAGAACAGAAGGGCGUGUGUUAUUAAUAAUCAUCCGAGCAGAAAGUCCCUCAGUCGCUGUGACAGCGAGCAGAAGAGCUGGGGUUCAUUCAUCGCGCGUCACGGCGCGGCGCGUGGGUUCAGAUCGCGCUCGACGCGCUGUUUUAUACUGGUUUACUGUGUGACUAACCGGAGCUUUGACGCAGUGGAUUGUGUGGUGGGAACCUUCACUAUCGAUCACUAUAUAUCAAUCAACACUCGAGUUUAAUGCUGAGGAACGUCCAUCCGAAUUUUGAACAGCACUUUUAUUUUCCCAUGUGGAAGGAGCAGAUGGCUGAAAACAAUCAUUUCUAGCCGUAUUAUGUCUUGUGAGGAAUCUAUCUUGCUGUUUCAAUGACGGGGAAGAUGGAAACGCCCUUCUAUCACGAUGAUAGCGUUCCCAACUUUGGGCAAAUUCCAGAUUACGAUCGAUACCAAGGCCACAAGAUUAUGAGCAAGAAGAGCAACAUGCCGCAUAACUUCUCCAGCGGGGGCAAUGCCUCCAGCCUGAAGCUUCUGCAGGGACAAACUGGGAACGGCAAUCCCAACAUGAGCGGGAACAAUCCCAACAUGUCCUCGCCAGACCUCAACCUGCUCAAGCUGUCCUCUCCGGAUCUGGAGCACCUGAUCAUCCAGUCCAACCAGGGGCUGGUUACGACAAGCCCGGCUCCCAGCGCAUCCGCUAAUCCCUUCAUGUACCGGAACCAGGCCACUAACGAGCAAGAGGGGUUUGCGGACGGGUUCGUGAAAGCUCUGGCGGAUCUCCACAAGCAGAACCAGCUGGUCGGCGCUCCCAUGUCUCCUCCCGCCUCCAUCCCGGGCUCCUACCAGAGGAACCUACCCGACAUUCCCAUCUACACCAACCUGAGCAAUUACAACCCCAACCAGCUCCCGUCGGGAUACCCGGGGGGUCCGAUGGCCUACCCGUCCCACGUCUCGGGUCACGCCCCGGGACACACCUCGGGUCACGCCUCGGGACACCCCACGGGAAGGGUUCUGGACGCUCCUCAGACGGUCCCCGAGGUCCCUCACUCGCCCCCCUCGCUCUCUCCCAUCGACCUGGACACGCAGGAGCGCAUCAAGGCGGAGCGCAAGAAGCUCCGCAACCGCAUCGCCGCCUCCAAGUGCCGCAAGCGCAAGCUGGAGCGGAUCUCGCGUCUGGAGGAGAAGGUGAAGGUUCUGAAGACCCAGAACUCGGACCUGGCCUCCACCGCCAGCAUCCUGAGGGAGCAGGUGUCCCAGCUCAAGCAGAAGGUCAUGAGCCACGUGAGCAACGGGUGCCAGAUCUCCGUCGGCGCCGGCUUGGCCAAGAGCGCGGAGAACACCAGCUGCUGAAACACUCUCUCUCUCUUUAUCUCCGCACUCAUUCUCUAUCUCGCUCGCCCCGUCGGGGAAGAUCGGAAGUCCGGGUCUCCGACUCUUCAGGAAUUUCCUUCUUGAAAAGUACGGAGUACAUUUUAUUUUUUAGCAUUGAAGUUGUUCAAUGCAGUGGAUGCCUGAGGAAAAACUCCAAAGGGAUGCAAACGCGCCGCGGUCGGGAUAAUCGGAAAGGGAACAAGAACUUGUGCUUGGAAUUCUGCACUUGAAUACUUUUCUUUUCUUUGUUUUUUUACUUGUAAAUGCGACGCUUUAAAAGAAUGGAAGCAAGGAUUUUUCUUUACAAUCGGCGUCUUGUUCGACCGCUGAACGAACUUUAUAUGUUUUAGGAGUUUGUGUUUAUAUAACAAUGCACUAUUAUGCAAACACUUCCCGAAGCACCUGAUCCGUGCAUCUGUGGAGCGAAUCCCUUUAUACUCCCGUAUCUGAUGUGUUUCAAGUGGAAAUCUCGUCACCGUGUCUCAAUACCCACAUUACAGGAUAUUGUUUGUUUGUUUGUUGGUUUGAUAUCGUGCAAUUUGUGAAUAUGAGGAAAAAAUAUUUUAUACAAGACUUUUAAAGAAGUAUUACAUUACUGCGUAAUAUCAAAACAUUAUAAGCAAAGUGGAGACAUCUAUGGAGAAGGGAUUGUGGUACUGUGCAAAACUUUAACUGGUACCUUUGCCCUUUUGGAGUUGGGAAAUUCCUGAGCAUUCCUAGACCUUUUGCACUGUAAUCUCCCGCGGGAGUGCGUUAGUAAUGGCGGAUGUGUAAUCUCCCGCGGGAGCGUUAGUAAUGGCGGAUGUGUAAUCUCCCGCGGGAGUGCGUUAGUAAUGGCGGAUGUGUAAUCUCC
Molecule: messenger RNA, 2248 nt
Organism: Rhinichthys klamathensis goyatoka
Lineage: Eukaryota; Metazoa; Chordata; Actinopteri; Cypriniformes; Leuciscidae
Gene: june
Product: JunE proto-oncogene, AP-1 transcription factor subunit
Exons: 2
Coding region: 394-1374 (326 amino acids)
Biological process (GO): regulation of cell cycle; regulation of cell population proliferation; regulation of transcription by RNA polymerase II
Cellular component (GO): transcription regulator complex
Molecular function (GO): RNA polymerase II cis-regulatory region sequence-specific DNA binding; DNA-binding transcription factor activity, RNA polymerase II-specific; transcription factor binding
Source: RefSeq, a predicted model, not a curated record